Molecule: messenger RNA, 1124 nt
Organism: Phyllostomus discolor (pale spear-nosed bat)
Lineage: Eukaryota; Metazoa; Chordata; Mammalia; Chiroptera; Phyllostomidae
Gene: C1QTNF12
Product: C1q and TNF related 12
Exons: 8
Coding region: 69-992 (307 amino acids)
Biological process (GO): positive regulation of insulin receptor signaling pathway; positive regulation of D-glucose import across plasma membrane; negative regulation of gluconeogenesis
Molecular function (GO): hormone activity
Source: RefSeq, a predicted model, not a curated record
CGCCGGGGCGCCCUUGCGCACUGCACCGAGCCUCGGCCGAGGUCCGGAGCCCCGCGCGGGUCGGCGCCAUGCGCUGGGCCUGGGCCGCGACCUUGGCCCUCCUCUGGCCGCAGCUCGUGCUCCUCGGGGGCGUCGGGGCCCGGCGGGAGCCCAAGAGGCCGCGGCCGCCGGGCCAGCGCACCGAGACCCCCAACGCCACCGUGGCCAACAGCGAGGGGCUGCCCAGCUCCCCUAAGCCACCCGAGGCCUCGGGGCCCGAGUUCUCAGACGCUCACACGACCUGGCUGAGCUUCGUCCGGCGGCCAGACGACGGCGCGUCCAGGAAGCGGUGCCGAGGGCGGGACAAGAAGUCGCGAGGCCUCUCCGGCCCUCCAGGGCCCCCCGGGCCCCCUGGGCCCCCUGGGCCUGCCGGGGCAGAAGUCACGCGAGAGGCGCUGCUGCGCGAGUUUCGGGAGAUGUUGAGAGAGGCCGCUGAGCGCCGGCUCUCGGGGCUCUGGGGCUCCUCGCUGCUGCCCGAGGGGCCGGGCGGGUGGCUGGUGGCCGAGGCCUUCCACUGCCGGCUGAAGGGCCCCGUGCUGGUGGACAAGAAGACACUGGUGGAGCUGCAGGGCUUCCAGGCCCCUGCUGCCCAGGGCGCCUUCCUGCGGGGCUCCGGCCUGAGCCUGGCCUCCGGCCGGUUCACAGCCCCAGUGACCGCCAUCUUCCAGUUCUCCGCCAGCCUGCACGUGGACCGCAGGGGGCCGCAGGGCAGGGCCCGGGCCCGGGCCGCCGUGCGGGCGCUCGUCUGCAUCGAGUCCCUGUGCCACCGCCACACGUCCCUGGAGGCCAUCUCGGGCCUGGACGGCAGCGGCAGGGUCUUCACAGUGCUGGUUCAGGGGCUGCUUCAGCUGCAGGCCGGCCAGUACGCCUCCGUCUUCGUGGACAACGGCUCCGGGGCGGCCCUGGCCAUCCAGAGCGGCUCCAGCUUCUCCGGCCUGCUCCUGGGCACGUGAGGACCCCGGCGGCUCCCAGAGGAGCGGCGACCGCGCGGGCCCUCGGGGCCGUGGGGAGCCCCCUGAGGCCCGCCCAGCCCCAUUGCCCUCUGUCGGAUGUGUGGUCACAGCAAUAAAGAGUCCCCCGCCCUC